CUGGUCUAGCUCCAAUGCUUCCCCCUUGGUCACCCCCUACUCAAUUGCUGCCCGUUUACCAGCCACCCGGUUCUCGCAACAAAGGCACACGUCGUCCUACGUGUCGGCCGAUGCAUCGUAAAGCACCAAAACACCACCGUCCUGCGAAUAUUCCGGGCACGGGCAUCUCGACGCGUGCAGCAGCAGUAGUAGACAUAACCAGCAACCCACCCUCGGCGACCGACACCAUCCACAAUGGCCGCCAACUUCUGGGACUCGACACAGCGCAAGAACUGGCUCUUCACCAAGGAGCAGCUAGUCACCAAACGCCAGGCGCUCCUGGAUGACGAGCCGACGCUGGUGCAGAUGUACUCGCUGCCGGAAUGGAGGCAUAUGAACAUUUAUUUCAACCAGCAGAUCAACAAGCUGGGUAGGAAACUCGGCGUCCGCCAGCAGGUCAUGGCCACGGCCCAGAUGUACAUCAAGCGCUUCUACAUCAAUGUCGAGGUCCGCCGUACCAACCCCCUCCUCGUCGCCAUCACCGCCGUCUACCUCGCCUGCAAGAUGGAGGAGAACCCCCAGCACAUCAGGUUGAUCAUGAACGAGACGCACAAGAUAUGGCCAACCGAGACAUCCACUUUCGACGUCCCCAAGAUCGGCGAGUGCGAGUUCUACCUCAUAUCUGAGAUGCACGCCAACCUGAUCGUGCACCAGCCCUACCGCACCCUCAACGCUCUACAAACCAAGUUCUACCUCUCCAACGACGAUGUGGCCCUCGCCUCGUCCUUUAUCAAUGAUCACUACAUGACAGACCUGCCCCUGGUCUACGCCCCGCACACCGUCGCCCUGGCCUCCAUCAUGUUAGCUCUCGUCCUGCGGCCCCCAACCGGUGCCCAGUCGGGGAGCGGCCCCGGAGGUGCCGGCCAAGUCGGCGGCGUGCCGCUGAGCCUGAACCUCGCCAAUGCCACGCACAUCAUGCAGCAGACGGCUGCCCGGGCGGCGCAGCAGGGUGGCGGCGGCUCGAGCGGCAACUACGGGGGCCUCGCCAUCAGCCCAAGCCGCCAGCGUCAACAGCAACAACAGCAGCAGUACCGCGCACAGCAGGCCAAGUCCGCUCUGGCCCAGAAGGAAGCCCAGCUCAACAGGGAAAAAAGCAAGCUGCAACGCUUUGCCAGCUGGCUCUCGGAGAGCGGCGUCGACGUCGAAGCCAUGAUCGAUUGUACCCAGGAGCUCAUUGCGUUCUACGAGUGUCACGAGCAGUACAACGACAAGGGCACCAGAGACCAGAUUUCCCGUUUCGUGAAGGGACGAGGCAUGUGACCUCUCUAUGUCGCCCAUACAUUGCGAGACCAGUCUAUACACAGGUCCAGUGUCCUGGCAUGCUUCUCCAAGCUGUACGCAUGGAUGCUGGAAAUUCCGUCCGCGGUCCGACCCAGAUCGCCAGCGCCAAUUGGGCCGCUGGGAACGGGAGCGGUCCUUGCGGCACCCCAUGCCACAGCGUCGAUCUUUGCCCCGUGCUCCCGCCGGUGCCGCUCCGCUGUGGCAUAGCUCUCCCGAAGCGAUCGCUUUGGCCGGCUUGAAACGCAAGCGGACGCGCAGCGCCAAGGCCACAUUCCCUCUAUGAACCACAUCUAGCCUUACAGGGCAGAUUUGAAGGUCGCGUAAGCGGAGUGGAACGCGAGACUGAAGGCCCUCCAUUCCAUAUGACGCUCAAGGCUGCAUAUGUAGGUAUGGAAACGGGCCUCGCAGGCUGCCCGUGCAUGUUUGACCAUGCUGUCCCACGGCAUCCGUGAUGUUCUGUAGGGAUUCCAGGCAUCCUACAUUUUUAUACCCUCUGCAAAAGAGCCUCGGGACAAUCUGGGCGCAUUUUCGGUAUCUGCUUGGGACCGCUGUGCCAGUGGGUUUCGCCCACGCCCCGUCAGCACCCACGCCAGACCAACGCCACGGGGACAAGGUUAUGAUGUGAUAUUUAUUAAACCUUGCAUAUCAUUCUUACAUCUGUAUAUUGGCGACGUGGACACGUCUUGGGCUAGCGGCAGACACGGACCGAGGACCAGAGCAAAACCCAAAAUUCCUUGCACCCACAUGCAUAUCUGCAUGUAUCAUGGCGCCUAAUCUUGCAGAACGUCAAUGGAGCAUGCUUACGAGAGGCGCUACCGGGAAGCAUCCGUGCUUUUUUUUUUUUCUCGAUUUGUGUUUUCUGUGUGAACCCGAUGGGAUUAUGCGCCAUGCCUCGCGCCCAAGGCAUAGAACCCGAAGCUUGAUAGCGAUGUGGCGGCUUUAGAAUAGGCGGAAGACGACGCAAGACAUGACCACCGAGUCAAGGGAACCGUGGAACUUUCGAUGCGCGGGCGGAUGGGGGGGUGAUGGUAGACCGGGAGAAGGCUGCUUUUCACUAGCCACUACCAUCCAUGCCUGGGGCGUGAGGCGAGUGUAACCGUCGGGCUCCUGCUUAGGCACAACCUUCCUAGAUCCAUCCCAUCAAGGCUUGAAAGAGCACUCGGGGGGGGUGCCCCCGGUUCUGCGUGCUUCAAACGCCGGCGCCCGGUUUCUGUCCGCUCCCCAUCGCCCGUCCUGUUAGUGUUGACGUGAUGGGUGGAUGAUUGUGC
Messenger RNA from Gaeumannomyces tritici R3-111a-1, 2588 nucleotides. RefSeq names its product RNA polymerase II holoenzyme cyclin-like subunit. Gene Ontology annotation, molecular function: cyclin-dependent protein serine/threonine kinase regulator activity. NCBI's taxonomy places the organism in Eukaryota, Fungi, Ascomycota, Sordariomycetes, Magnaporthales, Magnaporthaceae. Gene Ontology annotation, biological process: positive regulation of transcription by RNA polymerase II. The transcript has 2 exons. The coding region runs from base 235 to 1299 and encodes 354 amino acids. Gene Ontology annotation, cellular component: mediator complex; nucleus. The record is from RefSeq and is a predicted model, not a curated record.